AUGAACACUCAAAUUUCCAACGGCGAAUUGCACGGAACUGUAGCUCUGGUAACAGGUGGUGGUCGAGGAAUGGGUCUCGCAAUCGUCGAUGAGUUGCUAAAAAACGGUGCAUACGUGUCUUUAUUAGACAUUAACGAAGAAAUAGGAAAUAAUGCGAUCAGUGAAUUAGAAAUCAAAUACAAAUCGUCUUCAAGUAGAUUAUUAUUCAUAAAGUGUGAUGUUACCAAUGAAAUUGAAUUCGAAGAUUCGUUUAAGAAAACUAUUGAGAAAUUUGGAAAAAUAAACAUUGUUGUUAAUAAUGCUGGUAUCAUGUCCAAGUAUUUGACUUCGUGGGAGCUGGCCAUCGAUUUAAAUUACAAAGCAGUAGUCCGUGGUACCAUACUAGGUCUCAAAUACAUAGAAAACAAAGUAGACAACAACUCUGCAGUGAUUAAUGUAGCAUCGAUAGUUGGACUAUCCAACACAAUCUUACCCAUGUAUCAAUCGACCAAAAGAGCCGUUAUCGAUUUCACAAAAUGUAUUGGAUGUCCGGCCAAUGCGAAAGCCACCGGAAAUAACGUUAGAGUCAUGGCCAUUUGUCCUGGCGCAACGUUCGACGGAUUUGAAAACAACAUUGAAGGGAAAAAAGCUUUAGAACAAGAAAUUGAGGAGUUAAUUACGAGUGGUGAAGAGAUCCCGAAUCCAAAUAGAAAACUAAUAAUACAGAGCACUGAUUACUAUAAAGCUGCAUUUCUUCACGUUAUGAAAAACGGCAAAAAUGGAGAAAUUUGGAUAGCCGAAAAUGAAGAGCCUCCUAGACUUACACAUUUCUCUACUCAAUAUUAA
This is a messenger RNA of Macrosiphum euphorbiae (potato aphid), 825 nucleotides long. The record is from the annotation of a GenBank genome assembly. Lineage: Eukaryota; Metazoa; Arthropoda; Insecta; Hemiptera; Aphididae.